AUGAAGGGUACCACUGGAGGAGUUCAACGUAAGGUCCAGGACACCUAUGGAAAUGCUUACUAUGUUCACUGUUAUGCCCACCAGUUAAACCUUGUAAUGCAACAAGCAACAUCCCACAUCCCAGAGAUCAGUCACUUUUUUUCUGAUAUUGGGGGAUUUUCUUCGUUUUUUUCCAAGUCAAGCAAGAGAACGGCAGUGCUUGAUGAGGUGGUGGCGCAUCGACUUCCAAGUGCAUCGGCAACGCGCUGGAACUUCAACAUCCGCGCUGUUAACACAGUGUAUGAACACAAGGCGGACCUGGUGAAGUGUUUUGAGACCAUCCGGAACAGAGCUGAAUUUGACGGCCCCACAAAAAGAGAGUCUGGCGGCUAUGUGAGAAUGCUGAAAGAUAUUGAUUUCUGUUUUUUCCUGGCCCUCUUCCACAAAAUAAUGCCACACGUGGACAUGCUGUAUAACCAGCUGCAGAAAAGGAACAUCGAUUCUGUCUACAUCUCCGGAAUCAUCCAGAGAUUCAUUGACAACAUGCAGGCUAUCAGGGAACCUGUCCCUUCUCUAGUUGAGGGUCAGGAGUACCAGGGACCUGAACAGGAGCCACCCACAAAGAAACGGAGGACAUUGGGAAAAGACAGGCAACACCAUUUGGCAUUGGAGGUAUGUGACACCAUUAUGUGCCAUGCCAAGGAGCGGUUUUCCUUCACCAAAAACCUGGUCAGUGCCACUCUGCUGCAAGGAGACUUGUUCCCACAACACCACAAGACAUUCCCAGAUUCAGCGCUGGAUACCACGGUGGAAGCCUAUCCCUCACUGGACAAGGCCAGACUUAAAACAGAACUGUCCCUGAUUUACAGCAACGAGGAGUUCCAGAGUUGCUGUGGUGCACUGACUCUCUUUCAGGUUCUGAUGGAGAAUAACCUUCAGGACACAUUUACUGAAACUGUAAGUCUUCUCAAUAUCCUCAUGACCACACCGAUGACAACAUCUGAAUCAGAGAGUUUAAGCCUUCGUGAAUUUCAAAAUGCCCAAACAAUGAUUUUUGCUGUUGAGGAAAUCAACAACAGAACUGAUAUUCUUCCUGGGGUCAAACUGGGUUAUAAAAUAUAUGAUUCCUGUGGAGCAGUAGAGAUAACUACCAGAGCCACAAUGUCCUUAGUUAAUGACAAUGGUAAAAAUACAUUUGAAAUGACAUGUAAAAAACCUGAUGCAGUUCAAGCAAUCAUAGGACAACCAUCCUCAAGUCCCUCUAUUGCCAUUGCUGUUACUGUGGGGUCAUUGCACAUACCUGUGGUCAGUCACUUUGCAACAUGUGCAUGCCUAAGUGACAAAAGAAAAUAUCCAUCUUUCUUCAGAACUGUUCCCAGUGAUUACUUCCAGAGCAGAGCUCUGGCUAAGUUAGUCAGGCAUUUUGGCUGGACAUGGGUAGGUGCCAUAUGCAGUGAUAAUGACUAUGGGAACAAUGGCAUUAAUGAAUUUAUUAUUGCAGCCAAAGAAGAAGGAAUUUGCGUUGAAUAUUUAAAAGCAUUCUUUAGGACAGAUCCCAAAGAAAAAAUUCUGAAAGUAGUUGAGAUUAUCAAGGCGUCAACCUCCAAAGUGAUUGUAGCAUUUGUUGCAUAUUCUGACAUUGGGGUUCUUCUAAAGGAAAUGGCCCUCCAGAACUUAACUGGGUUUCAAUGGGUUGGUAGUGAGUCCUGGAUUUCUGAUAUUAACCCAGAUAAUGCUCAGUGGCAGCAUCUUUUAAAAGGAUCCAUUGGUUUUGCAAUGCCAAAAGGCCAAAUUAAUGGCUUUGGCGAAUUCCUAACCAAGCUUAAUCCAACUUCUGAUGCACCUAUGUUUAAAGAGUUGUGGGAGACAAUUUUUGAAUGUAAGCUUCAAACACAAGAAAAUGUGAUAUUUAAUCAAAUGUGCAACGGCAAUGAAAGUCUUAGACAUGCUAAAAAUCCAUAUACAGAUGUUUCCGAAUUACGAGUUGCAAAUAAUGUUUACAAGGCAGUUUAUGCUGUGGCUUAUGCCCUGCAUAACACAUAUGGUUGUUCAAAGAUGGACAGUAAACAAGAAAAUCUUGCUGCAUGUGAAAACAUAGCUAAUAAACCAUGGCAGGUAGUAAAUGAGCUGAAGAAACUCCAUUUCAUUAGUCCAACUGGAGAGGACGUAUACUUUGAUAAAAAUGGAGACCCUGCAGCAAGGUAUGAACUGCUGAACUGGCAACAAGACAAAGAUGGUAAAACAGUAUUUGUUGAAGUGGGCUUCUAUGAUGGCUCUUUGCUAACUCAACAUCAGCUGUCAUUUAACAACAACACUAUAUCCUGGGCCCACAACAAACCACAAGUACCAGUCUCUGUGUGUAGUUUGAGUUGUGCCCCUGGAACCAGAAAAGCUGUGCAGAAAGGAAAGCCAAUCUGUUGUUAUGACUGUAUACCAUGUGCAGAUGGGGAAAUCAGCAAUAUAACAGAUUCUCUAACUUGUAUAAAAUGCCUCCCAGAACUGUGGUCUAAUAAAAAGAAAGAUACCUGUGUCCUAAAGCUAAUAGAAUUCCUGUCAUUUAAGGAAUUAAUGGGAAUCAUCCUUGCAUCAUUUUCUUUGUUGGGAGUAUCAUUCACUGCCUACAUUACAGUCAUUUUCUUUAAAUAUAAAGAAACCCCAAUUGUUAAAGCAAAUAAUUCCGAACUAAGCUUCCUGUUGCUUUUCUCACUUUUCCUCUGUUUUCUUUGUUCCCUUACAUUUAUUGGUCAGCCCUCUGAGUGGUCCUGUAUGCUGCGCCACACAGCAUUUGGGAUCACCUUCGUUCUCUGCAUUUCCUGUGUUUUGGGGAAAACAGUAGUGGUGUUAAUGGCCUUCAGAGCUACACAUCCAGGGAGUAAUGUCAUGAAAUGCUUUGGUCCUCUACAGCAGAGACUCAGUGUACUUGCUUUCACUUUUGUACAAGUCAUUGUUUGUGUACUAUGGUUAACACUAUCUCCCCCUUUUCCCUACAAAAAUAUGAAGUACUACAAGGAAAAAAUCAUAUUAGAAUGCAAUGUAGGCUCAGCUGUAGGUUUUUGGACUGUGCUGGGUUACAUAGGGCUCUUAGCUGCUUUGUGUUUUAUUUUGGCUUUUCUGGCCCGGAAGCUGCCUGAUAAUUUUAAUGAAGCCAAAUUCAUCACAUUCAGCAUGCUUAUAUUCUGUGCAGUUUGGAUCGCAUUUAUUCCUGCUUAUGUCAGCUCUCCUGGAAAAUUCACUGUAGCUGUAGAAAUAUUUGCCAUCCUAGCAUCAAGCUUUGGUUUACUAUUCUGCAUAUUUUUUCCAAAGUGCUAUAUAAUCAUGUUGAAACCAGAGAAGAACACUAAAAAGGAAAUGAUGGCUAAAGCACCUGCUAAAGCAUUUAGAUGUCCAGAUAGGUGA
Molecule: messenger RNA, 3375 nt
Organism: Clarias gariepinus (North African catfish)
Lineage: Eukaryota; Metazoa; Chordata; Actinopteri; Siluriformes; Clariidae
Product: extracellular calcium-sensing receptor-like
Exons: 8
Coding region: 1-3375 (1124 amino acids)
Biological process (GO): G protein-coupled receptor signaling pathway
Cellular component (GO): membrane
Molecular function (GO): G protein-coupled receptor activity
Source: RefSeq, a predicted model, not a curated record